AUGAGCAUAAAGUCAAAAUACAACAAGGUGAUGAAGGCCUUAACAAUCCGCCAGAACGAUCUAUGGCUUUUACCAAAGCUGAUAACUCCUUUGGAAAACAGCUUUCAGAGCGAGGCGAUAAAUGAUGAGGAGAUUUGCAUUGUACCUUGCGAAGCUAACUUCCAACUUCCUAAUAUUUUCCUAAAGACAGGGCUGAAUCCUGAGUACCAGAAGCUUAUUGACACCAGUGGAUGCAGCGAGGAUUGGAACGAUAUCAUUGAGGAGGCGAUAGAAGCACUUGAAGAGAUAGACUUGUCUAGCAUCAAUCACAAUAUUAUGACAAAGAAAUGCCUUGUUGAUCAAGAUACCCUCAACAGGCUAGUGUUUGAAAGAUAUGGACACAUUUAG
Encephalitozoon romaleae SJ-2008 is the source of this 387-nucleotide messenger RNA. RefSeq lists its product as hypothetical. The coding region runs from base 1 to 387 and encodes 128 amino acids. The transcript has a single exon. NCBI's taxonomy places the organism in Eukaryota, Fungi, Microsporidia, Unikaryonidae. The record is from RefSeq and is a predicted model, not a curated record.